Thunnus maccoyii (southern bluefin tuna) is the source of this 5251-nucleotide messenger RNA. It is a transcript of the gene lhfpl4a, whose product is annotated as LHFPL tetraspan subfamily member 4a. The record is from RefSeq and is a predicted model, not a curated record. The transcript is spliced from 5 exons. Gene Ontology annotation, molecular function: GABA receptor binding. Gene Ontology annotation, biological process: gamma-aminobutyric acid receptor clustering; sensory perception of sound. Lineage: Eukaryota; Metazoa; Chordata; Actinopteri; Scombriformes; Scombridae. Gene Ontology annotation, cellular component: inhibitory synapse; plasma membrane; postsynaptic membrane. The coding region runs from base 812 to 1522 and encodes 236 amino acids.
AGAGGCAAAGGGAGACACACAGAGGGGAGAGUGAGUGGGAGCCACAGUAUCCAAAACCACAGUCAUGGGGUUGUCGGUGUGUGCAGUGUUGGAGGACUGAUUUCUAUUUUUAUACAUUUUUUAUGCGUACUUGGACUUUCGUCGUGUCAAAUUUCUGUUUUUCGUUAAGUCUAAUUAUUGAGUAUACCAUGCCAAAGGCUGCAUCAAUGUCUUCGUUCAUUUCUUUGAGAUCUCUGUUCAUUGGCGGAGGAUUCAUCAUCAUCUCGGGGAAUCUUUAAAGCCUUUUCUGGAGUCUGAAUGCACAGCAGAGCGGACACCGUUAGAUUAUAAGGCGGAGGUGACGUGCUGAAAGAAAACAAUGCACCUCGUGCAGUCCAUCCUUGGCCGCUGUGUUUGGCUCCUUGAGCUCGGCUGUCGGCUCUGCCGUGUCUUUACGCGCUGAGAGGAGCGGGGGAGAGGGGAGGCUUUCCCGUCAGUUCAAUCACGCAAUCGCUACUGAAUUGAUUGACUGAGCUGAGGGGGAGGGAGGAGGGGGGAGUAUUUGGAUGUGAGACUAAUUCAAAAAAGAGCAGGAUCUGGAUCUGCUGGUUGACUGAGGUUCAGGAGGAGAGGGGGGACACUCUGGACCUUUGGACAUUUCUUGCAGAGGAAUUAUCUAUAUUCUUUUCUCUUUUUUUCUUUUUUAUUGUUAAAUAUAAUUUCAUUGCAUAUUUUUCUAGCCACGGAUAAAGCAGGAUAAGAGUAGAGAUCAAGAAGAGGGAACACCAGUUUGCCGCUGAUGUGAGGGGGGGUGGGGUGGUGGGAGAGAAAAAUGCUGCCUUUGCAAGAAGCCUCCAAAAUCUACCAUGACAACUACAUGCGCAACUCCAGGGCCAUCGGGGUCCUGUGGGCCAUAUUCACCAUCUGCUUGGCCAUCAUCAACGUGGUGGUGUUCAUCCAGCCCUACUGGAUCGGCGACAGCGUCAACACCCCCCAAGCCGGCUACUUCGGCUUGUUCCACUACUGUGUGGGCAACGGGAACUCCGACCGGGAGCUCUUGUGCCAGGGCAGCUUCUCCGACUUCAGCUCCAUCCCGUCGGGAGCCUUCAAGGCGGCCUCCUUCUUCGUGCUGAUGUCCAUGGUACUCAUCAUCAGCUGCAUCGCCUGCUUCGCCCUCUUCUUCUUCUGCAACACCGCCACGGUCUACAAGACGUGCGCCUGGAUGCAGCUGCUAUGCGCCGUGUGUCUGGUGCUCGGCUGUAUCAUCUUCCCAAACGGCUGGGACUCCGAGGUGAUCCGGGACAUGUGCGGCGAGGACACGGGGAAGUACACGCUGGGCAACUGCUCAGUACGCUGGGCCUACAUACUGGCUAUCAUCGGCAUCCUGGACGCCCUCAUCCUCUCCUUCCUGGCCUUCGUCCUCGGCAACCGGCAGAGCGACUUCCUGCAGGAGGAGCUGAAGGCCGAGAACAAAGAUUUUGCUGUGUCUAGGCCAAAUGGAGCAGAGCAGCAGACAGAGGAAGGAGAUGAAGUGCAGAGAUGACUGUCCAAAAUCACAAACCACAAAAUCUGAUGAUGUGAUAACAUGAUUGAAAUCCGAGACACCAAGGAUCCGAGAUUUGGCGUCCAGCGGUUCCACUGAGAACCAAACUUCCUCUUUUCCAGCUUUUCCAGCUCCUACCCUCCCUUCAUCCUCCUCCUUCUGCUCCUCUGUCCUAAGCUUUUCAAGUUAAACCCUUGAUCUGGGCUUGGAGGCUGAAGCCUAGCAGUUUGUAAAAUAGGACAGAAGUGGAAUCACCUAACAAAGGAAAACUCUGUCUGUUUGAAGAGAAGAAGUAUGCUGAUCAGUUUUAUCAAACUCUGGGAUAAAAUCAGUCAUGACAUACAGUCUUACUGUCCCAUCACGUUGUUAUAACAAAGAUUAUGAAGUUAUUGAUGAUGAUGAUAAUAAUGCUUGCAGUAGGAGUGUUCUAUGAAAAUCUUCAUAUUUUUAUUGAGUGGAAAAAGAAUUUCCAGCUUUAAAAGGUAAUAUUAUAAAAUGCGUAUGUAAAAGCAGACAGGUGCUACUUCUGAGAUAACAAAAAUGAAACAUUUUAAAAUACAAGAACAAGAAAAAAAAGAUUUUGUACAGCCACGGUGUAAUUUUCAAGUCUUUUUCAGGCCACUUUUCAACUCCUCUUUGUAUAUGACAAGGUCUGAUCCCAGGAACUACAAAAAUAAACCAUGUAUGUAAAUGAGAUGUUUCUAUGGAAACAGGGUAAAAAGACAUUUUUUCAGCAUUUUUUUGCCCCCAUACAUGAAACAUUCCUGUAAACUGUGGAAUAGUAAAAAUCUGUUUCAUUGUCCUAUCGUGAAAAAAAGUGUGGAUUCCAUGUCUUUUAACCCUGUGUGUAAUUUCUAGCCACCCGCCAUCCUUAAGUCCACACUACACUGAGAAACAAACAAGCUGAGAGGCAGAGAAAUGUCCUUCCUGUCCUCAGCUGUUUCAAUCUUUGGCAUCUCACUACAUUCUGUUUUUUCUUUGUGUUUCCUCCUCCCACUCUGGCUGUGUUCAGUUCUGCUCUAGUCAAAUGGGUUUUGUUUGUACAUCCGCCACCAGGAAAGGCCCUGCAUGCUGCAUCUAUCUCAGGCUAGCAAAGAUGAGGUGUCCUCUAUGCUCAGCAGGGCUCAGACUCCGUUCAGUCCAACAGGCAGUCUGCUGCACUAUCCAGGCCCACCAGCUGAAGAACACAGAGCUGAGCUUUCAUGUUGAGAGGACAGACCCAGCACAGACUUUCAUCAACACAACAGACAUCACGCACUGUGCCACUACCCUGCUCUGAUUCCACACAGGACCCUCUCUAUGGAGACAGAUUAGUGCUUGAAGUCGAUAUGUUCAUUCUGAACAGAAGGCGCAAUUGAACGCAAAGGCUGAAAACAAAAUGAUCCAAGUGUGAUUAUUAUUUAGUAUGACCUUCAACUACAAUUUUAAAUUUACUUUCCGAUACAGAUUGUGCUUUGAAAAACACAUCUGGUAAUCAGUCUAGUAACACUGAGCUGUAGCUUCAUGCUAAGAAUGAACCAUGGGAUAGGUGAGCAGUGUGGCACAUCUGGAGGAUGUGAUAAUCCAGUGGAAGAGUAUCAUUUAGGUCUCCACACCUCAGUCAAACCCUCUCCAAGAUCACACUGUGUAUGUAUGGGGAGCAAUUUUAAUCAGUUUUGUAAGAACAAAAACUAUCAGCAACUGACAAAUAAAGAUGGAAACAUGUUACUGUUGACUCAUCCACAGAUGUGUCUUACAAACUCAAUCUGAAGUGAGCAAGCUGAAUUUUAAAUGGGUUUUUUUAUUUUUAUUUAAACUGAGAAAGAAUUUGAAAAUAUAUUUAUCAUAUGAUUUUAAACUAAUUUUACUUUUUUAGAGUUCACUUCUUUUAAAAGAAAUAUUUUUUGAAUAAAGUAGUUCAUUAAGAGCACUGAAAUACAAACUAAAUCUCUGUGGACACUUGUGUUUCUGUACAUUUGCCACACCUGUCAUACAUGUAGACACACACAGAGGUACACAGUGAAGCCAGCUGACAGGAACACUGAGGAAAUGUGUAUAACUGUAUAACUCAAUAGAAGCAAUUACAGCAGAGGAAGCUUUGGUUUCCACAAAUGACAUUUUGAUAUCUUGAGGCAUAAACACAGACUGGCAUUUUUUCUCAGGAUGAUACAUAAUAACACAUAGUUCUUUUGAGUUUCCCUAAAGAGAUAUUUCCAUUAUUUCAGAUCUAUGUCAGGGUUUCUCAACCUUUUCUGACCCAUGAUCCCACGACCCCACUGACCAGCUGUCAUUUGAAUUGUCAGUAUGACAUACUUUUGUUUUCUAAUUUCAAAAGCAUGAAGGGGCAUAGAAAUGAUCAUAUAUUUCAAAAUUAUGUUUUUUAAAAAAUACCAAACACUUAUAAACUAUAGGUUGGUGUGGUUUACACCAACAUAGUUUGGGGUUCACUUGCUUUUGCUUUGAGCUGCUCACUGUCUUGCUAAACAAAUACCUGAUGGAGUGCAAUGGACAGGAUUCCACCUGGAUCCAUCAAAAUAUGUAUUAAAAGGUAAAAGAAUGACAUCACUGAGACACAAAGAAGGUCCUUUCAGUUGGAAAUCCGCCACCUAGUGCUUGUAUGGACUGGCCAAGCUGACAGUAUCAUCAACCUGAGAAGAUUUUCUUCGUACUAAAGUUUCCAAUACAGAUCUCUCUCAAUUAACCAGUCUGGCCUCAAGGCAUUUUGUCAAAUGAACACAAUCUUUUAAAAAUAUAUCACUAUGAGACAAAAAGUCAAAUUCACAGUGACACAGUGCCUGAUACACAUUCAGCUUAGGAGGUUAUGGGUAAUGUGGUUUGUAUGCUCUUUAGUUUCCAAUUCAUGCCCUUGUUCUAUUAUCAGAUCUUUCAGUCUGCUCAUUUCACAAACAGACUGUUUUUUUUGCAGCUAGAAUCUCCUCUAGUCUGUUUUUAGUAACAAGGAUUUAGUUUAGUAGAAUUUUACACCACUUCUACUUUUGUACUGAUUAUCCACACAGUGCAGAAUUAGAUUGGAAUUUUGUAUGAAAUAUGUUUUGUAUGAAAUAUUUGUUUUCUUGAAUGAUUUGUGGCUCACGCUGACUCAGCAGGUUGUUGUUUUUUUGGUGUGGAGGAAUCAUUAGUGCAAAGCAUGACAUUUAAGCUUCAUCAGUAGUAGUUAGUCCCUCUGAAUGAAUCAUAUGCCAGGGUCGAGGUCACUGAGCACGCCUCAACACGAAAAAAAAGUUGUCUACUCUCUCACUGGCUCUCUUUUUUUUUUAUUGUACAUCUGCCCACAAACAUAUGAUUUUCACCCCUUCCACUGUUAUUCAAUGUGCCACAUCCAGAUAUGGAAUUAUAUAUUUCUAUUUCAGUGCUUUUCUGUUUGUUUCUCUCUUACAUGGUGUUAUGUUCAUUGCUCUGCACUUGAUGUAACGUUAUUUUCUAUGGUUAUGGGAUGCUGUGAUGUUUGUGCGGGAGUGUGCACAGGAGAGUUUUCAGCAUGGCAGCCAGUGUCAUACACCUCUAUCACCAUUGGCGUUGUUGUUUUAACAAGAAGAUGAAUAAACGGAUUGACUUAAUUGACUUUUUUUAUCCUACCUUAUCAAGACAGACAUAUCUUUCAUUACACACAAUGUUCUUCAUUCAAACAUCGCUGAGUUAUCUGGAAGCUGACUGUUAUCUAUAGCUGUUCUAAGAGUUUUAUUAGCCUAUGGAGAUCAAAUAAUGGAAAAAAUAAUCCUCCAACCUGUU